Corylus avellana is the source of this 1114-nucleotide messenger RNA. RefSeq names its product Zinc finger C-x8-C-x5-C-x3-H type family protein (gene PEI1). Gene Ontology annotation, molecular function: metal ion binding. The record is from RefSeq and is a predicted model, not a curated record. NCBI's taxonomy places the organism in Eukaryota, Viridiplantae, Streptophyta, Magnoliopsida, Fagales, Betulaceae.
UUUAACUCAACCAAGCACAGUUCAGUUCCUCUGAUCACUAUAAAUUAAUGCUCCCUUUCCCUCACCUUCCUUCAAUUCAAUGCUCCCUCUAAUGGAUCCCACUCUCUCUCUCUCUCUCUCUAUCUCUUUUCCUUCUUCAUCCCAUUUCCUUAUUUCUUCAGCCACAUUGCAACCAGAACAACAUAUAAUCCGAGGUAUUAUGAAGAGACUAAAGCUUAAUUAGCAGAUUAUUAUCCUCCCGCUCUUUCCUCCAUUCCAUCUUAAAUUUGUGAUUUGUAUAUAUAUAUAUAUAUAUAUAUACAAAUAUCAUAUAGCUUUCACAUAUAUAAAAAAUUUGUGCACUUUUUUUCUUCCCCUGAAACCCAACAUGUUGAAAGGCGUGAAUCCGGGUUUUUUAGCCGAGCGCCAAUUUUCUAAUAUUGUUUUCACUCCGGCCGAUUACAGUAUCGACGAAGCUAUCUUCUGCGCCGACGAGUUCCGCAUGUACGCCUAUAAGAUCAAGCGGUGCCCGAGAAUGCGCAGCCACGACUGGACGGAAUGCCCCUACGCCCACCGCGGCGAAAAGGCGCAGCGCCGCGACCCCCGCAAAUUCAGCUACUCGGCGGUCGCCUGCCCGGCCUUCCGCAUGCACGGCAAAUGCCACAAGGGGGACGCCUGCGAGUUUGCGCACGGGGUGUUUGAGUAUUGGCUGCACCCGGCGAGGUACCGCACGCGCGCGUGCAAUGCUGGGCGCUAUUGCCAGCGUAAGGUGUGUUUUUUCGCUCACACGCCGGAGCAGCUGCGGUCGGAGACCAAAAACAAGUGUCAUUCCGCGUACAGGCCACGUGGGAAUGGCGGGGAGGAAUCCGCGUCGUCGUCGUCGUCGUCGCCGGUGCCGGAGCUGACAACGAAGAAGAAGAAGAAUGAGCAGAGUAAUUGUUUUGAUGGGGUUUCGGAGUUUUUGAAGAGUUUGAGCGCCUUGAAGAUAAGGGAUGUUGAAGAGGGGGAGAGGAGUUCUAGUAAUUGGGGGUUAUUGGAUUCAGAUUUGCCUCAUAUCGAUUGGAUUUCGGAGUUGGUGCAGUAAAUGCAUGUGAGAGGAGGCCAUGUUUGGAGUAAAUAUGCUUAAUUAAUUAAU